Molecule: messenger RNA, 2632 nt
Organism: Thalassophryne amazonica
Lineage: Eukaryota; Metazoa; Chordata; Actinopteri; Batrachoidiformes; Batrachoididae
Product: hsp70-Hsp90 organizing protein 1-like
Exons: 19
Coding region: 176-1972 (598 amino acids)
Molecular function (GO): protein binding; RNA binding
Source: RefSeq, a predicted model, not a curated record
AGGCAACUUCCGUGUCUGCUACAGGGUAGCACUCAGUUAGCUUAGCACCUAAGAAUCAUGUACGUGUUUUAAGUUCAGGCGGUGCUAACAAUAGCGUCAACAUUAUGCCGAAUUAUAUGUGACUGAGUUUAAUUUUAUACUAUGUGAAAGUGUACUUUGAUAAAUACGAGCAAGUAUGGCGAUAUAUUAUGAUGAUCCGGAAAUUAUAGAACUCCAAAUGAUGCAAAGAGUUGUGAGUCUCUUCGACAGACGUCCUCAUAUGCAAAGGAUAAUAAGAUUUGGACUUGCAGGUAUGAAUUACAGCGACGAGCUGGAUGAUUCAGGCCCUGAACAUUCUCGAUUGCGGUUUCUUGAGGCUGAGUCAGAUGACAGCGAUGAUGAAGCAAAAGAAAAGUUACACAAGUCCAAAAAACGUACUGGGAAGGCUGAGAAGAAACGUCUUAAAAAGCAGAAACAGAAGGAAAGGAAGCGUCUUGAGAAGCUGAAGAAGGAAGAGCUGAAUCCCUCAAAUGUAGAGGAAAAGGGUGAUACUCAGCCAUCGGAAUCAGGCAGUAGUAAACCAGUUGACAGGAAUACUGAAGGAAGUGCGAGUGUUAAAGAGUUGGUUUCAAGCAGAGAUACAGACGGCAGUGACUUCAGUCAAGAAGAAUCCAUUGACGGUGAAUGUAAGGAUGAAUCUGAUCAGUCAGAGGAGCUGGAUUUGACAAGUACCUUUGUGAAUAAAGCUGCUCUUAUAGCCAAGCGUAAAUUGGAACAGAAGCUGAAGGUCGAGAAGGAGAAAAAGGUUCCCAUUAAAGAGACAAAUCGACCAGUCGGGAACCAAACCAGUGAAGACAAAGGCGAUGAAAAGAAGGUUUCUGCCACCAUUACUGGCCGCACCUUAGAAGAUAAUGUAAAAAUAAGUACAGAUCUUGCGGUUAUUGGAAAUAAGUUUGCAAGCACUGGAGAGUUUCGUAUGGCUGUGAAGUAUUUUACUGAUGCCAUCAAGUAUAAUCCUACAGAAUAUAAACUAUUUGGAAAUCGCUCCUUCUGUUUUGAAAAGAUGCAAGAAUACGAGAAGGCGCUGACCGAUGCAGAGUUGUGUCUCAGUAUGUUUCCGGGUUGGGUUAAAGGUCUUUAUAGGAAGGGCAGAGCUUUGGCAGGCCUAAAGAGGUAUGAGGAGGCCGCCGAAACCUUCACAGAAGUUCUAAAGCUCGACAGUUCCUGUGCCGAAGCUGCCCAGGAACUUAUGUGGGUUCAGGUCAUACAGCUGAUGGAGUACGGCUUCUCUCGGGAACAGAGUUCAAAUGCUUUAAUUAUUCACGGGACAGUAAAGAAGGCACUGGAGGUGCUGUCCACAUUAAACAAUCAUCCAGGUGUUGUUCAGAAUAGUAGUCUGCCACCGGUGCAAGUCGCAAAUAUCAACGGAGUGUCUCCGGUUCUUUCAGCCAACGCUAACUCUCCUGUUCAUUCCCACAAUGCACCAGACAAACCUCUAAGCAGCAAACCUUUAGCCUCUAUGCACAAUACAUCAACUGUCCAGAACCAGUCUGAGGCUGUUCCUGAUCAUGUUACAAAAGCCAAAGGAGGAGAGAUUCGACAUCCACUAGAGCUAUUUCCAGUGUGGGUGGGUAAUAUAGUUUCCACAGUAACUGAGCCUAUGCUAAUGGACCUCUUCAGCAAAGCCGGGAUUGUCCAUAGUGUCAAGCUUCUGCUCUCCAAACGCUGUGCCUUUGUAAACUUCACCAAGCAAGAGUAUUGUGAUGAAGCCAUCAAACAAUUCCAUGGCUUUGAGUUAAAGGGCAUCAAGGUCGUUGUGCGAUAUCCGGAUAGAAUUCCUCAGGGAAUGGGAAUUUCAAAGUCAGCCCUCAAAGCUGAGGACCUGCAGGAUGAAAACAUGCGACAAAUGGAGUAUUUUCACAGGAGUAAUGGUGGAUACUGGAGGCCGCGACCCAUUCGGUCUUACAGACACGUCUCUGACCACAGAAAAUGAGAGCAAACAAGACGCCUCAAAGCUGCCCCUGGACCUGCGUUUUGGUUGUCUCAGUAUUUUUCUUAGAACAUGAGGGAGCUUUGAAUUUUUCAACUGAAACUUUGAUUAGUUUUGUUGAAUCUGUUAUUAACAGAAGUUUCUUGAUGUAAAUCUGAAAGCCUGAGAUAAAGUUUGAGUGCUAAAACGACGAAAAAAUUAACAAAUGUAUUGAAUGCCUCUUAUUUGUUCAUAUGAGGUGUUGCACAGAAUUUAGUAUUCUGAGUGUAACUCCCCCCCCGUUUGUGUUCUGUAGUUGGUUACUACAGGAGCAUAAUUUUAAGUUUUAAGUUCUGAAACCCUUAUUUGUGCUUUAAAAAAAAGUAGUGUUUUACCCCAAACUCCCAGACGUGUUAAUGGCGCCAGGCAGCAUUUGUCAUCACUCAUUAUUAUUAUUAUUAUUAUUACUAUUAUAAUACUGUAAUUUUUAGAAAGUGAAGAAGCUUGUGUUUAUAGCUGUAUUCAGAGAAGAUAUUUUUCUUAUUUACAAUCAAGAGUUCUUAUGGUUAGUUUCACAGAUGGACGCCAUAUCGCAUGUUAAACAUACUAUGUAAAGCUCAUGAUGAUGUUAUCAAUGGGUGCCCGCAGAGCUUAAUUGAAGAAUUAAACACUUUCAUAUUGGAA